Molecule: messenger RNA, 1240 nt
Organism: Paramacrobiotus metropolitanus
Lineage: Eukaryota; Metazoa; Tardigrada; Eutardigrada; Parachela; Macrobiotidae
Product: zinc metalloproteinase nas-7-like
Exons: 5
Coding region: 339-1019 (226 amino acids)
Biological process (GO): proteolysis
Molecular function (GO): metalloendopeptidase activity; zinc ion binding
Source: RefSeq, a predicted model, not a curated record
CACUCACAUGCACUUGAUCGUACCCAAUGUUAAACGCUGCGAUAUAGAGUACUUCCUUUCCAAACAUUAAUCACAUUGUACGCAUUGUUCCAAAUAUCCAGAGGGUUCGAUUGCGCCGCGCACCAUGAUAUGUACUGUAUAUUUUUGCUACUAACUUUGUGAGUUGAUGUGUUCUACUUUUGCCGGGGUGGUUGUGUUUGGUUUUCUUCCGACUGCCACUGCUCCAGUAAACGUUUAUCUUGGACUGGCACACAUUUUCCACUUUGAUUUCAUCCAGUGUGUGUUGACAUUGACCGGGGAUAUUAUACUAUAACGUGAUUUAUAUUUCUUCUGUGAAGAUGGAGUCAUUCCAGCGAGCUUUCAUCGUAAUGUUCGCUGUGCUCAUAGUGGCUUGGAAUAACUUUGUAUCCGCACAAAGAGCCCGGAUCCCACAGAAAUGGAAUAAUGGAAUUGUUCCUUACAAAAUCAGUGAUAAAUUCUCCACCGCUGAUAAACGCGCUAUUCUGGAAGCACUGCCAAUCUUUGACAAGAUGACAUGUGUCCGCUUCAAGCCAUACAACCAGGACAAGCCCGAAACCAGUUAUGUGCAGUUCAGCGUGGGCCUACAGUGUCAAUCAGCCAUCGGGCGAACGGGUGGCGCGCAGAUUGUCAUGCUGGGCAAGAACUGUAUGGAUAAGCGAUCUAUCCUGCGGGAGAUGAUGCACGUCCUGGGAUUCAAUGAUGAGCAUCUGCGCAGCGAUCGCGACGAUUACAUCACCGUUAACCUCAAUAAUAUCAAGCAAGCGGACUGGUUGUUCUUCGAGAAACUAACCGACAAAGAACUGCCGCGCUUUGGUCUGCCGUACGAUUUUGAUUCAGUUCUGCAGCGACCUAACAAUUGGAAAGUGGACCCGGCUGCCGGACCCAACGCCGUCAGCAUGUUCGUCAAGAAGGCCAAAAGUCAGCCCCUGGGACGCGUUGAUUCCCUAACACAUUUGGAUAUCAAUAAGAUCAAGGCGUUCUAUGAAUGUCCAGCCUAGAGCAGCCUAGUGAUUUCUGCCCUACGUACUAAUGAGAGAAAUAUUUAAAGUUUCGCCAUUUCAAUGCCGGUGAAUAAUAUUUCUUAAAUUUAAUGGAUGAAGUCAUAUGGAGUUGAUGCGCUGAUGGCAGUCUAUUCGUUCGUAAAAUCAGCGAACGAACAAGGACGCGAGUCGGAGAAAUAACAGCAGUAUCAGCCUUGAAAUAUUUCGCACACUUCAUU